Messenger RNA from Brassica oleracea var. oleracea, 552 nucleotides. RefSeq lists its product as uncharacterized. The record is from RefSeq and is a predicted model, not a curated record. The coding region runs from base 1 to 552 and encodes 183 amino acids. Lineage: Eukaryota; Viridiplantae; Streptophyta; Magnoliopsida; Brassicales; Brassicaceae. The transcript is spliced from 2 exons. Gene Ontology annotation, molecular function: zinc ion binding.
AUGGGACAAUAUAGCUACAGCCAACCCAGUUCAUCAGAGGAGUAUGAUAUAGACUUAACUUCGCUUCUUCAAGCAGAAGCUGAUAUCUACGCGGAUGAAGCUGAGAGUAGGCAGAAUAUAGUUGAGUCGGUUGAGUACGUUCCUCAACCUGAGGCUGAUGAUGGAAUCCCCAAGACCUGCUACUGUGGUGGUGAGCCUGUCGUUGCAACAGCUUACACAAGGAAAGAUCAAGGGAGAAGGUACUUCACUUGUGAGAAUGCGGAUGAUGGAGACUGCCAUAUAUGGAAAUGGUUGGAUGUGGCAGUCAUGGAGGAGUUUGGUGACUAUCAGAGACAACUUAGGGAGCUUAAGGCUCAAGCUGACGAGAGUGAGGAGAAGCUGGUAAAGGUUGAGAAGACAGUGGGGGAGUUAGCUAAGAGAAAAACCGGAAUCACAAAUGGCUAUCCACUGGUUGUUUGUGUGAUGGUUAGUCUCAUAUUUGUAAUAUGUGUGCUAGUCACGUUCAAGUGGGAAGAGCUUCAGAGGAUGAUAAUGCGACUCUCUGCACUUUAG